Molecule: messenger RNA, 1059 nt
Organism: Amphimedon queenslandica
Lineage: Eukaryota; Metazoa; Porifera; Demospongiae; Haplosclerida; Niphatidae
Product: hydrocephalus-inducing protein homolog
Exons: 5
Biological process (GO): cilium movement; axonemal central apparatus assembly
Cellular component (GO): axoneme
Source: RefSeq, a predicted model, not a curated record
AUAUCAAACGGUCCAAUACUGCCUAUAACAUUAAAAGGCUGUGGCAUAGAGCCAAGCGUUGAAUUUGGUUUCACUGAGUAUGAUUUCGGUCCACGUUUCCUUCACCAUCCUAACAUGCCUCCCAACGUCACGACCAUUUCCAUCACAAACAAGGAUGUGAAGGAGCUGAGUAUUGACUGCAAUUACAUUAAGAACCCAUACCUUGAUCUCCUCUUUGAGCCUCAGAUACUGGAGCCUGAGGAAUGCAUGGAGAUUGACUGCUAUUUCAGGCCUCAGGAGCCAAUCAGGUACUCAGAAAAUAUGGUGUUUGAGAUAAAUGGGAUUUGCAAGAAAACAGUUACCAUUACUGGACAAGGAGCACUUGUUAAGGUUGAGGCACUGCAGAAAGUGGUCAACAUUGGAGCACUGAUAGUCCAUGAGAAAUCCAGCAAGAAAGUUAAACUAGUGAACAAGAGUCCGUUAGCAGUGACAUUCACUGUUAAUAUUGUACCCAGUGCUCAAGUACCGGCACUGCAGGAGGCUGGAGUCCUCUCUGUCUCUCUCUGCCCUAACAAACUUCAGCAGUUAGGACCUGAUAAAGAGAUCACACUUAAACCAAAAGAGGCUGUAACCGCUGAAGUAUUGUUCUGUCCAACUAGUAGAGUCCCUCAAUUCUCUGAAGAGGUAAUAAUGGAGAGUCAUGGCCUCUCGUAUCCUUUGUUUGUUGUGAGGGGAUCAUGUCAAGGAUUAGAGAUAUCACUAGACUCUGAUCAUGUCCCGUUUGGUGCAGUUGUAAUGAACAGUAGGAGCUGUAGGCGUAUACUAAUGAUGAACACUGGGGAUAUUGGAGCCAAAUUUAAUUGGGAUGCUGAGAAGUUUGCACCAGAUUUCUCUAUUUUUCCAACAAGUGGCUACAUCUCACCUGGAAUGGAGGUUCCAUUUGAUCUGAUAUUUCAUCCGAGGGGAAUGCAGAGUGACAUUCGUUAUGAUAACCUCAAGUGCCACAUUGAAGGAGGCCGCCCACUCAAAAUUACACUCUCAGGAAUGUGCAUUGAGCAAGUGCCAUAUAAGGAAGUAUGA